GGGGAGGGGGCAGCGAGCAGCUACUUCCUAAACCCAAUCCGAAUGCUCUGAACCAGGUUUGUUAUGUUGUCGGACACAACUUCCACAUUGUACCGUCAGUGACUGAAAAGACGGAGCGAAGCCUGCUGCUUCACUCUUACCUGCGGAGCCUUCAGGAGGCCAUAGCUGCUCAUUUCCUGGAUGGAGACGGACAGUCUGGUGACCGGGUCUGUGAACGGAGCCGGGGCAGACUAUGGCUCCUCUUCGGGCUCUGAGCACGGAGGUGCCCCGGGCAGUAGACGGAUGUCGUACUCUGCCAUCGGGGAGGCGUGUAGCGUUGACAGGGGUGCAGAGGAUGACAAGCUCUACACCCAACAAGCUGUUGUCUUCAUUGAGGAUGCCAUACAAUACCGGUCCAUCAACCACCGAGUAGAUGCCAGCUCACUCUGCCUCUAUCGAUGGUACUACUCCCGCAUAUGUCAGUGGGGCUUGGGACUGACAAUUGCAGUGUUGUUGUUGCUGGCCUUUGUGGAGCGUCCCUCCUCUUUGUCUGUCUCCUCAGACCCCCGACAUCGCUCCCCGGCUUGGGAGCCUCCUUGCGGCUUCACUGAGAGCUUCGAGAUGGUCUGCCUCAUAAUUUUCUCUCUUGACCUCACAGUCAAGAGCUACCUGAUUGGCUGGGAGGAAUUCAGGAAGAACAAAUGGCUAAUUGGCUACACUGUUGUCCUUUCAGUCUCCAUCAUCGACUGGAUGCUGUCUGUCAGCAUGGUGUGUGAUGAGAAACUGAGAGUGCGACGACUCCUCCGGCCCUUUUUCCUCCUGCAAAACUCCUCCCUGAUGAAAAAGACAUUGAAGUGCAUCAAGAGGACUCUGCCUGAGAUUGCUAGUGUCAUCCUGUUGCUGGCGCUCCACCUCUGCCUCUUCACCAUGAUCGGAAUGUUGCUGUUUGCUAAAACUGAGGAUCCAAAGAAGAACGGGGAGUGGGAGAUAUAUUUCAGAAACCUGCCAACGUCUCUUACCUCUCUGUUGGUACUUCUCACCACAGCUAAUAACCCUGAUGUGAUGAUUCCUGCCUACUCUCUGAACAGAGGAUACUCCAUUUUCUUUGUCACGUUUAGUGUAAUUGGAACCUACUGUUUGAUGAAUCUACUGACAGCUAUCAUUUAUAACCAGUUCAGGGGAUAUUUACUAAUGUCAGUCCAAACAUCAAUCAUCAGGAGACGACUGGGGAUCCGAGCUGCUUUCCAAGUCCUCAGCUGCCAAGGAGCCCAACAGUCCACUGAGGAGCAUGUUGGUGUUGAUUCGGUGCUGGAGAUGAUGUCCAGAGUCCAGAUGAAAAGCUACUACAAAGCCGCCAUUACUACGGAGGCACAGCAGUAUGCUGAAGCCGGCCAGAUAGAUCGAGAGCAGUUCAGAAAGAUAUUUGAUGAGCUGGAUAAAGAUCGAAUCAAGGAGCACCCUCCCUUGCCUCAGUACAACUCUCCAGUCCUACAGAGGCUCCAGCUGAUCUUCAGUCACUACUAUCUCAAUAUACUUGGCAAUGCAGUGGCACUGGCCAAUGUCAUGUGCAUAUGUACUGUCCUUGUAUUAAACUCUGAAAUGUCCACAGCAGAGAGAGACAACUUCUUGUUGGAGAUUAUCAACCUCUGCUUCAUCCUCUACUACUUGUUUGAAAUGAGUGUCAAGAUCUUUGCCUUCGGUUGGAGAGGAUACCUCUCCUACAAGAACAACAUCUUUGAUGGCUGCCUUACCAUCGUGCUACUGGCUCUACAGAUAACUAUUUUUGUUACCUACUGGCUUCCUCAUUCAAAGUGGGAGAUGAUUCGUUUGGUCAACAUGCUGAUCGUCUUCCGCUUCCUUCGCAUUAUCCCAGAUAUCAAGCUCAUGGCUUUGGUUGCAAGCACGCUGUUGGACCUGGUGAAAAAUCUUCGAGCCUUUGCAGGGAUACUGGUGGUGGUGUACUAUGUGUUUGCUGUGUUUGGGAUCUGGCUGUUUGAAGAGGCCAUUAAACCUCCUCCAGAGAUGAGUGUGAUCUCCAAUUCCUCCAUGGAUAACAUCACCUCUAACUUCAGUAUGGAGUGUGGCACAUAUGAACAGCUCGAAUACUGGCCAAACAACUUUGAUGACUUUGCUGCAUCCAUCAUGUUGCUGUAUAAUGUCAUGAUAGUUAACAACUGGCAGGCCUUCAUGGACGCAUACAGUAGAUACACCACAGAUUGGGCCAAGGUCUACUUUGUGUGUUGGUGGCUCACCUCCUCUGUCAUGUGGGUCAACUUGUUUGUGGCGCUCAUCUUAGAGAACUUUACCUACAAGUGGGACCGGAGUCACAGCUGCUCUGUAACAGAUGUUGAAAGAAUCCGGUAUGAAACGUCCGUCCAGCUUAUAUUCAAGGGGCAGAUACAGGAGCCAACAGAAGAAGAGUUACUUUGUCAACUACACCUACAUCCCCACUUAAACCUACACUAGUGAGACACACACACACACAACACCAGCUCCAUCUGCAGUGAAGAGCACUGAGAGGUCAAUGGUCCAUUCUACUUGUUUAAUUGAAUGUUUAUUAUAUGAAUAUGUUACUUCUACUACUGAAACUAGUAUGUUUUCAUAUUUUCAUGAGUAAAACCACUGUGAGCUGCAGUUUCAGUUGUGCAGGGGUCAACCAUUGUGUGGAGGUCAGAGGUCAGCAGGAAUCAGUGUGUGGAAAUGUUACUGCUCCUUGUGUGCAUCACUACUCUACUGCUAUUUCUCAUUGGUAAGGACUCGCUAUUGCUAUUGUUUGCUUGAUAUUUUAGAUUUGGCAUUCCAUCUGUCUGAUCUAAGUCUGGUGAAUUUGUUAGCAAAGAAUAUCUUGAAAACUGCUUCUUUAUAGCGUAUUGGGUGCUUGUUUACAAACACAAAAGGGAUUUUAUCUUAAGUCAUAAGUUAUGAAGCUUCACCAGCUUUUUAUCCUUUUACUUGCUAUAGUUUAUGCUGUUGUGCUUGAUAAUUAUCUUAGAUUUGUGAUGUUAAUAUUUUUGUCGACCUGCGAUGCACAAACACAAACACACACAUCUUAUUGAAAUCUGAUAACAGGUGUGUGAUGGACACCGUUCUGACAGUGCAACACAUGGAACCAAUUAAAAAAAAAGAUCAGGAUGGAAGAUAAUUUCAUACUUAAAUGUUUGGGCAUACAGUAUAAGUUCUUUUACAUAUACAGUAUUGCAGGUCUGGGAACAUUGUGCCUUUUGUCUAUCAAUGUGACUGGUAAUAUGUGACAGUCUCUACGUAUAAAAAGGGAUAAGAUCAAGUGUGCUUUGUGCUAUUUAUAUACUUCUGAAAUAUUUUUGUAUUUUGAAUGUAUAAGAACACUGGGAGAAAAUCCUCUGAUAUGUGACUAGUAGAUUGUACUUAAUUCUGCAUUUGAUCAACUGUUUGUGAAAAAUGGUCCCACAGUUCUAAAUAAAUAUUUUACUAUUUUACUAUUUACUAUA
Messenger RNA from Platichthys flesus (European flounder), 3446 nucleotides. RefSeq names its product two pore segment channel 2 (gene tpcn2). The record is from RefSeq and is a predicted model, not a curated record. Gene Ontology annotation, molecular function: voltage-gated channel activity; monoatomic ion channel activity. Gene Ontology annotation, cellular component: lysosomal membrane. NCBI's taxonomy places the organism in Eukaryota, Metazoa, Chordata, Actinopteri, Pleuronectiformes, Pleuronectidae. Gene Ontology annotation, biological process: transmembrane transport; monoatomic ion transport.